AUCACCUGUUUCAGCUGUGUGUGCAGUGGGUGGAGCCUUGUCCUCCACCUGCAGGUGUUCAGUCCUCCUGAUGGUUCCCAGCAUGCUCGGCUCCCGCGGUCGAGCGUACCUGAUGCUGUUCAUCCUGUCAGUGCUCUGCAGAGGUCCGAUCUAUAACAUCCGUCAGAAUGUGGAGACGGCGGCUCUGUCUCUGAGCUGUAAUCUGGACCUGCAGGUCCAACACAGCCGCUCACUGUGGAGGCACGCCAUCACACCCGUCAUGCUCAUCACACAGGAACUCAUGGACGAUAAACCUCAGUUUGAGUCGGAGGCCGUGAGCGUCAGCAGGAAGUUUCAGGACAUCAGAGACGAGGUCGUCCUUCAGUACGGCUACGACCGCUUCACACAUGCUAACAGCACGCAGGAGCAGUUCACUGCAAAGACCAUGAUGCAGUGCGACAGCGUGGUGGAUGAGGGCGUGCAGAGGUGUGUUGACUGGUUCGGCCUCAGGUGGGCGGAGUGUAUGGAGGCCGUCCCCGUCCCCGUCAUCAACCACGUCCUGUGUGUCUCCAUGAAGUUCCACUUCCUGUGUGAUGUCAUGAGAGUGAUGACUCCGUGGUGCCGGCAGCAGAUCCCCGUGGAGGGAAACUUCGGUCAGCUGUUCGAUCAGUUGAACCUUUCCGUCGACCUUCUGUCCAGAGAGUUCAGCACCGAGCUCGUCGUGCAGGAGCAGCAGCAGCAGGAGGUGCUGGGUGGAGCUCUGUUGGAUCAGGAGUUCACUCAGGCCGUCAGGAGGUCCUUCAACAAGCUGACGAGCACCAUGGACCAGCUGCUGGACGCCCUGCAGCUGCUGCUGUCCUUCACCUUCAUCACCAUCUUCACCCAGGCUUUUGGUUACCUCAGACAGUACCGCACAGAUGUUCGAUUCGACAACAUCUACAUCACCACCUACUUCAGACUGAUCGACACUCGCCGGAGGAGAGCGGGGAAACGUUGUCUGUUGCCCCUGGAACAGUCAGAGAAGAAGAAGUUGAUCGACCCCUGCAGUCUAAAGAUUCACCCUGAGGAGCUCAAACAAGUGACCUCAGGUGUGUUUCAGGUGCUGUCUGUCUCUCUGCUGUCUGUCGUCCUGCUAACCGUGGACUUCUCACUGUUCCACGUUUUGGACAUCGUCAGCAGACACACCUUCAUGCAGUUCAACCUGACCAGUAGCCACCAGGUGGACAUCAGAGUGGGCGGAGACUCCAUGAUGGCCCGCCUCCUGAGGAAGACGGUUUCAGCCUUCAACAGCUCGUCCAGCCUCGACAUCCAAACCGACAACCAAGUGUGCGUGUCUCCCCCCUCCUCCCUCUCUGUGGGUGUGUAUGUCAGCUGUGUGUGUUGCGUCCUCUUGGUGGUGCUCUUCAGCUGCCUGCAGGUUUACACCAACCGCCUCCGCCGGGCCAUCGCUGCCUUCUACCACCCCAAGAGGGAGAAGAAGAGAGUCUUGUUUCUCUACAAUCUGCAGAUCCAGAGUCAGACUUCCUUUUCUAACAGGAAACGCAUCAUCCAGCGUGGGCAGAGCAGCAGGACGGUGUGUGAGGCUCUGAGCAGGUGUGGCCGUCACCUCUGUCACCAUAAGCAACAGGAAGUGUCCGACUCAGAGGAGACACGCUACGACCCGGCUUAGACCCGGACAGGAAGUUCCUGCAGCUCGCUCAGAAGUUCAGAUGAAUCAGUGUGUGAGGAGAGAGCUGCUCAAUAAAGCUGACACCUGUCACACCUGUGCAUCUGUCACACCUGUGCAUC
Molecule: messenger RNA, 1767 nt
Organism: Larimichthys crocea (large yellow croaker)
Lineage: Eukaryota; Metazoa; Chordata; Actinopteri; Sciaenidae
Product: E3 ubiquitin-protein ligase DCST1
Exons: 13
Coding region: 71-1648 (525 amino acids)
Cellular component (GO): membrane
Source: RefSeq, a predicted model, not a curated record